GCCCCCACGUCUCCAGCCAGAUCGUCAGAAUCGCUAGCUGCUGCACUUGAGCGUUCAUUACAACACGAUCGUAGCCGAGGUGCCCCUGUGAUGCCACCGGAUGCUAAAGUACUACUUGUAAUCGACAAUCAAGCCGUUGAUUGGAGUAAAUACUUUCGAAAUCCUAACGAGUUUCCGAUAAGGGUUGAACAGGCCGAUUUUCCAGAACUGGACGUAAUAUGCACAGAAAACAGCCUUACCGUAGAAAUCAAUCAACCGGGACGGGAUCCAAGGACCUUCUGUCCCCAAGCAGCAUUUGUUGGACCGUCAGCAGCUCAUAGUCAGCAGUCGAAAACCAUCCUACGAUCUAUGAUAGCUGCUGGAAUCCCUUUCGUUAAUAGUCAUACUUCAAUGAUUGCUUUUAUGGAUAAAAAUAAUCUGGUAUGA
Cylicostephanus goldi is the source of this 426-nucleotide messenger RNA. The record is from the annotation of a GenBank genome assembly. Lineage: Eukaryota; Metazoa; Nematoda; Chromadorea; Rhabditida; Strongylidae.